Messenger RNA from Talaromyces rugulosus, 2550 nucleotides. RefSeq lists its product as uncharacterized. The transcript has 2 exons. The record is from RefSeq and is a predicted model, not a curated record. Bases 1 to 2550 code for a protein of 849 amino acids. Gene Ontology annotation, molecular function: beta-glucosidase activity. Gene Ontology annotation, biological process: glucan catabolic process. NCBI's taxonomy places the organism in Eukaryota, Fungi, Ascomycota, Eurotiomycetes, Eurotiales, Trichocomaceae.
AUGCAGGGUAUUUCAGAAGACGAUCCAGAAACAUGGCUAUCAGACCCUUAUUACCCAUCUCCAUGGAUGAAUCCCCAUGCCGAUGGUUGGGCGGAUGCCCACAGGAUGGCAAAAGAUUUCGUUUCCCAACUUACUCUGUUGGAAAAGGUUAAUCUGACCACGGGAGUUGGUUGGGAGAAUGGUCCCUGUGUGGGCAACACCGGAUCCGUACCUCGUCUUGGAUUCAAAGGCUUUUGUAACCAAGAUUCCCCGCAAGGUAUUCGAUUUGCAGACUACGCCUCUGCUUUUACAUCGAGUCAGUUAGCUGCCGCUACAUUCGAUCGAUCCAUACUCUAUAAGAGAGGGCACGCCAUGGCCAAGGAGCACAAGGGCAAGGGUAUUACCAUGCAGCUAGGACCUGUUGCUGGCCCACUAGGCCGUAUACCCGAGGGCGGCCGUAUCUGGGAAGGGUUUGCAACAGAUCCGGUGCUCACUGGGAUCUCGAUGGCAGAGACGAUUAAAGGCAUGCAGGACGCUGGCAUUGUGGCCUCUGCUAAACACUAUAUUGGGAACGAGCAAGAGCAUUUCCGUCAAGUCAGCGAGUCUGCAGAUCACGGUUAUAACAUCACCGAAACACUGUCAUCCAAUAUUGAUGAUAGAACCCUUCAUGAAUUGUAUCUUUGGCCCUUUGCUGAUGCUGUGCGUGCUGGUGUUGGCUCUGUACUUUGCUCGUACACCAUGAUUAACAACUCUUACGGCUGCCAAAACAGUAAAACACUCAACAACAUCCUCAAGGGAGAGCUUGGAUUCCAAGGCUUCGUUGUGAGUGACUGGGCUGGUCACCAGUCUGGGGUUUCCUCCGCAUUGGCUGGCAUGGAUAUGUCCAUGCCUGGCGACACUGCAUUUGAUACAGGCUACAGCUACUUUGGCGCUAAUUUGACUGUCGCCGUUCUCAAUGGAACCGUUCCAGCGUGGAGGCUGGAUGACAUGGCUAUGCGAAUCAUGGCUGCUUAUUUCAAGGUUGGGAAUCGUAUCGAAGAUCAACCAGAUGUCAACUUCAACUCUUGGACGUAUGAUACAUACGGCUACAAAUACGCAUAUGGAAGCGAGGAUUACGAGCAGGUCAAUUGGCAUGUUGAUGUCCGAGGUGAUCACGCUGAGCACAUCCGCGAAACUGCUGCCAAGGGGACUGUUUUGCUGAAGAAUAACAAUCAUAGCUUGCCCCUGAAGACUCCCAGAUUUGUCGCCGUCCUGGGUGAGGAUGCGGGCCCUGGCCUCUCAGGCCCUAAUGGCUGCGCGGACCGCGGUUGUGAUAAUGGAACACUGGCCAUGGGAUGGGGAUCUGGAACAUCGGAUUUCCCAUAUCUUGUUACCCCGGACUCGGCCAUUCAACAUCAAGUUACAUCAUAUGGGGGACGUUAUGAAAGUGUUUUGGACAACUGGGCCGGCGAUGCUAUUCUGACUCUCGCCUCCAAGCCCGAUGCCACUUGCAUCGUCUUCGGCAACGCUGAUUCUGGCGAGGGGUUUAUCACGGUCGACGAAAACUGGGGCGAUCGCAAUAACCUGACUCUUUGGCAAAACGCUGAUCAAGUCAUUCGCAAUGUCAGUUCUGUGUGUAGUAACACCAUUGUCGUUCUUCACACAGUCGGGCCUGUGUUGGUAGAUGAGUGGUAUGAUAACCCCAACAUCACCGCUAUUGUUUGGGCUGGCCUCCCUGGUCAGGAAUCUGGCAACUCGCUGGUUGAUAUCCUUUGGGGCAAGGAGAACCCCGCUGGCCGUAGUCCCUUUACAUGGGCUCGACAGCGAGAGGAUUACGGCACAGAUAUCCUAUACGAACCAAACAACGGUGAUGGACCGCCUCAACAAACCUUUUCUGAAGGGGUCUACAUUGACUAUCGUCAUUUCGACAAGGCCGGGAUCGACCCUAUCUUUGAGUUUGGGUAUGGCUUGUCCUACACAACUUUUAACUAUUCCCACCUGAAAGUUACCAAGCGAGAUGUCCCCGACUACAAACCUGCAGUUGGCUCUACCAAGAGGGCGCCGAUUUUUGGUAAUUACAGUCGCGAUCUGAACGAAUACGCGCUUCCUAGCGAGUAUCCUUAUCCUGCAGCCUAUAUAUAUCCUUACCUAAACGAUACAAGCUCACUGAAAGCUGCUUCAAUGGACCCGGAAUAUGGAAGAACUGAUUUUAUACCACACCAUGCUCGUGACGGUUCUCCACAGCCCUUAGUUCCAGCGGGAGACCGUUCUGCUACCGGUGGAAAUCACUUAUUAUAUGAUAUCAUAUUUGAAGUAACAGCCAAAAUUACCAACACUGGAGAUAUUGCUGGCGACGAGGUACCACAGUUGUAUGUGGCCUUGGGAGGUGACAACCCGCCUGUCCAAUUGCGUGACUUUGAUCGCAUCCAUAUCAGGCCUGGGGCAAGUGCUACAUUUAGUGGGAGCAUCACUCGUCGAGAUAUCAGUAACUGGGAUAUUGUGAGUCAGAACUGGGUUGUUAAUGAUGAGAGCAAGAAAGUUUUCGUUGGUAGCUCGAGCCGCAAAUUACAUCUGAGUGCGGCUCUGGAUUAG